Messenger RNA from Medioppia subpectinata, 177 nucleotides. The record is from the annotation of a GenBank genome assembly. Lineage: Eukaryota; Metazoa; Arthropoda; Arachnida; Sarcoptiformes; Oppiidae.
GAUUGGUGUCGAUUCAGUCAAAUAUUAGCGCCUGUUUUCCAGGAGUCCUACACUAAAGUGCUCGAAGAGUUUCCGGAACCGGGAAGAGUGCUGUUCGGCAAAGUGGACUGCGAGCACGAAACGAAGUGCGGACUCAAUCGUACAGCACAUCAGAGACCUCCUGAAGGAUCCGAUUAA